AGUGUGUAGAUGUUCCAUGUACUCAGAAAUAUCCAUUCAUCUGCUAUAACGAAACGAUGAAAGACAAUAAAACCUUUCAUUUGAAUGAGACGUCUGUGACCUGGACUCAGGCUCAGAGCUACUGCAGACAGCAUCACACCGACCUGGCCAGUGGACUCGAUCAGAUAUACAGUGAAGAGUUUAAGAAGCUGCAGAAGUCUAAAGACCCUAAGGUGAACUCUAAAGCCUUGUGGAUCGGCCUGUUCAGAGACAGCUGGAGGUGGUCAGAUGGGAGUAACUUCUCUUUCAGAUACUGGGACAUGGACUCAUUUAAUGAUGGACUAAACAACAGGACAUGUGCUACGACUCUGUUAGAGAGAUCAGGAAGAUGGAGCUCUGCUGGAUGUGACCAAAGAAAGCCUUUCUUCUGCUAUGAUGAUAAACUGAUCGUGAUCAGGGAAAAUAAAACCUGGGAGGAAGCCUUGAAUUACUGCAGACAGAAACACCAUAACCUGGUUUCAAUCAGCAACCCUGAGGAGCAGCGAUGGGUCCAGGAAAGAGCCAAAAACGCCUCGACUCCUUUCGUGUGGCUGGGACUGUGCUACUCCUGCUUUCUGGAUUUUUGGUUCUGGGUCAAUGACAACCUAGUGUGCUAUGAGAGGUGGGCUUCAGGGGGAAAGACUGAAGACUGUAGCAUGUCUGCAGCUAUGACCACAGGAGGGCAGCACGAGUGGGUCAGUCAGAGGGAGAAUGAGACAUUUAAUUUUAUUUGUAUAAAACACUAAAGUUUGAAAGUAAAGUCACUUCUUAGCUGCACAUGUAGA
Oreochromis niloticus (Nile tilapia) is the source of this 803-nucleotide messenger RNA. RefSeq names its product C-type lectin lectoxin-Phi2-like. Lineage: Eukaryota; Metazoa; Chordata; Actinopteri; Cichliformes; Cichlidae. The record is from RefSeq and is a predicted model, not a curated record. The coding region runs from base 57 to 764 and encodes 235 amino acids. The transcript is spliced from 3 exons.